Messenger RNA from Cricetulus griseus (Chinese hamster), 921 nucleotides. Lineage: Eukaryota; Metazoa; Chordata; Mammalia; Rodentia; Cricetidae. The record is from RefSeq and is a predicted model, not a curated record.
AUGGACUUCAGGGGUGUGGCAAUAGGAAUAGUGUUCUUAUUUCAGAGCACAUUUGGAAUUCUGGGGAAUGUCUCUUUUCUUUCCUACUACCUCCUUCACUACUGCACUGCACAGAAGUUAAUGACCAAGGAUUUGAUUCUCACACACCUGUUCACAGCCAAUUCCUUAAUCAUUCUUUCUAAAGGAGUGCUAGAGAUAACACAUGCUUUUGAGAUGAAAUGGUUUACCAGUGAUAUUGGCUGCAAAUUUCUUUUGUAUAUUCAAAGACUUGGCAGGAACAUGUCCAUUGGCACCAUCUGUGUUUUGAGUGUCUUUCAGGCCAUCACCAUCAGUCCCAGUGUCUCUCGUUGGAAGGAUCUGAAAAUAAAAGCUGCAAAGUAUACUGGACUCUCCAUUUCCCUCUGCUGGGUUCUGUGCAUGGGAAUAAAUAUGAUUUACCCUGUGCAUACAUAUGCAAUGGAAAGCAGCAAAAACAUGACACUUAAACAAAAUUUGAUACAUUGCUCCACUCCAGGAUAUAAUGCAGUCAGAGGUUCAUUGUAUAUGGCUUUCUGUGUAGUCCCUGAAAUUUUGCUUUCUGUCAUCAUUGCCUGGAUGGGUGGAGCCAUGGUUAUCACUUUGUACAGGCACAAGCAAAGAGUUCAACAUAUCCGAAGUACUCAUGUUUCAAAUAUUACAUCCCCUGUGUCCAGAGCCUCCCGGAGCAUUGUUGUCCUGGUGUUCACUUUUCUAGGUUUUUAUGCUCUCUCCUCCAUCUUACAGGGUUGGAAUGCUCUUGUAUAUAACAGUGGAUGGUGGCUAAUGAACAUCACAGCUGUCAUUUCUAUGUGCUUUCCCACCUUAGGACCUUUUAUUGUGAGUCAUACCUCCACUUUAUUCAAAUUCCACUUUUUCUGCAUGAGGAACCAAAAUAUCACAUAA